AUGAUGCUCCGCCACGCCUCGCGACUGCCGAAACCGGCCGCGGCCAUGGCCCGCAGCACGCUGCCGCGCUCGGUGGCAGCCGCGCCCUUCGCGUCGUCGGCCUCGCCUCGGCGCUCGUCGGCCGCGCCCACGGCCGCCGUGGCGCCCGCCGCCGCGCAUGAGCACUCGACGCUGGACCAGAGCAAGAAGAUGUCGCUGGCCACCGAGUUCCAGAACACGGAGCGCAUCUUCGCCACCAAGACGACGCCCGAGCUCGUGCGCGCCUACGCCGUGUACUGUAUGUCGCAGUUCCGCCCCCUCGUGCAGCACAGCGGCGAGCUGCUCGAGCUCUCGUACAAGUUCCCGGGCGCCAAGUUCACGGACGCGCUGCUGCGCGCGACCUUCUUCGGCCACUUCUGCGCCGGCGAGGACGUGAACGAGAUCCGCCCCGUCAUCCAGAAGCUCGAGUCCGCCGGCAUCGGCGCCAUCCUCGACUUCGCCGCCGAGGCCGACGUCGAGCAGCCGCGCGACCUCAACGGCGUGGACCAGAACCUCGUGUCCGCGCGUACCUACGCCUACGACGGCGAGGCCGCCUGCGACGCCAACGCGGCCAUCUCGCGCCACGCCAUCAUCGACGCCAGCGAGGCCGCCUCGGCCGGCGAGCCCGCGUUCGUGGCCAUCAAGUGCACGGCGCUCGGCAAGCCCGAGCUGCUCAUGCGCAUGUCCGCCAUCAUUGUGCAGGCGCAGCUGCUGUUCCACACGCUGGACGGCCCCAACCUCUCGCGCGCCAAGUCGCGCUACCUCGAGCGCAUGAUUGACUACCCGACGCUGAGCGCCGGCCUCCGCAACGCCGGCGUGGACGCCACGGAGGAGGAGAUCCAGAAGCUCUUCGCUGAGCUGGACCAGUCCUCGGGCGACGGCGUCAUUGACUACGUGGACUGGGUGAGCUUCCUCGACCCGUUCGACCUGACCAUGGGCCCGCUGACCCAGUUUAUCGAGGAGGAGCCGCUCUCGGACAACGAGAAGACCCAGCUGCGCAACAUGAUUGGCCGCCUCGAGUCCCUGGCCAACGACGCCGCCGAGCGCGGCGUAAAGCUCAUGGUGGACGCCGAGCAGACGUACAUGCAGCCGGCCAUCGACCACCUGACGCUGAACCUGCAGCGCAAGUACAACCGCGACGGCGCCGACGUCAUCUACAACACGUUCCAGUGCUACCUCAAGAUGUCCAGCGACCGCAUCGACAUUGACCUGGAGCGCGCUCGCCGCGAGAAGUUCCGCUUCGCUGCCAAGCUGGUGCGCGGCGCCUACAUGGUGCAGGAGCGCAAGCGCGCCCGCGACAAGGGAUACGUCGACCCGAUCCACGACACGAUCGAGGACACGCACGCCAACUACGACGCCCAGGUGUCGAAGCUGCUGCGCAACAACAACCUGGCCAGCUUCAUGGUGGCGUCUCACAACGAGAAGUCGGUGGUGAACACGGUGCAGCAGAUGCAGGACAUCGGCAUCAGCCGCGCCACAGGUGGCGUGUACUUCGGCCAGCUGCUCGGCAUGUGCGACCACGUUUCCUACACUCUGGGCGCCAACGCGUACAAGGUGUUCAAGUACGUGCCGUACGGCCCCAUCCAUGAGGUGCUGCCGUACCUCAUCCGUCGCGCCCAGGAGAACUCGGGCCUCAUGAGCGGAGCUCAGCUGGAGAUGCGUAUGCUGCGCACGGAGAUCAAGCGCCGCAUGUUCGGAUGA
Molecule: messenger RNA, 1719 nt
Organism: Phytophthora sojae
Lineage: Eukaryota; Oomycota; Peronosporomycetes; Peronosporales; Peronosporaceae
Exons: 1
Coding region: 1-1719 (572 amino acids)
Cellular component (GO): mitochondrion
Molecular function (GO): FAD binding; proline dehydrogenase activity
Source: RefSeq, a predicted model, not a curated record